AUGGCGGUCUGGUCAGACGAGUAUCUCCAGUGGAAUCCAGAUCAGUUUGGCAACAUCAGCAGUGUCUAUCUUUCACAGGCUGAUGUGUGGCUUCCAGACCUGGUCCUCUUCAAUGAUGUGAACAGCAUGAAGCCACUGCGGGAUGACAAUGCACUGGUUGUUGUCAACAAUGAUGGAACAGUUCAGUGGCAGCCUGGGUUCAACGCAAACACUGAUUGUAUGGUGGAUGUUUAUAGGUACCCAUUCGACACCCAGACUUGUUCACUAAUCUUCACUACUUGGAUGAUGACAUCAGACCACAUUCAAGUUGUGACAGAGACAUUUUACACCAACUGGUCCACGGUCAACCAGGAGUACUACAUAGCAUCAGAAAGGGCCGACCCUUAUGACGAAACAACAUCCUACAACGAUUACUGGACGCAAGGUGGGAACUUCACGUUGACGUUGAAGCGCCGUGUCACGUUCCACGUGCUGAGCACGGUGCUGCCGCUGUUGUCGUUCUCGCUCUUAACGCCGCUGGCCUUCCUCGUUCCAGAAAGCGGUGGCGAGAAGCUGACCCUGGCCGUCAGUCUGGUGCUCACCAAUCAGGUGUUCCUCGUCUCCCUCAGCGGUUCUAUGCCCACCUCGGGUGACACCAUUUCCCUCCUAGGUGAUGUUGUACACAGCGAUACAGAUAAUGUUUGGAUUCCUAGCCUUGAUUAUAAACGCACUCGUCUUGUACUUACCAAACCAAAACAACGAAAAAGAAGAUGGCAUGCUUUCAAGACCACUCGGAGAGAGCGAAGGCUCCUUCUUCACCAGAAGAAACACGGUUCAAACUGUAAGGAAGAGAUCCGCAGUCUCCCCCAGUCCUUCCGAACAUCCUGUUUCUACUGUCAACACCACACGUUUACCGGACCACCACAGCACCAGGCUCCUCAAGGAGGAUUCUUCAGGGUACAGAGUCUGUCCUAA
This is a messenger RNA of Pomacea canaliculata, 954 nucleotides long. RefSeq names its product neuronal acetylcholine receptor subunit alpha-5-like. The record is from RefSeq and is a predicted model, not a curated record. Bases 1 to 954 code for a protein of 317 amino acids. Gene Ontology annotation, molecular function: transmembrane signaling receptor activity; extracellular ligand-gated monoatomic ion channel activity; neurotransmitter receptor activity. Lineage: Eukaryota; Metazoa; Mollusca; Gastropoda; Architaenioglossa; Ampullariidae. Gene Ontology annotation, biological process: nervous system process; monoatomic ion transmembrane transport; signal transduction. Gene Ontology annotation, cellular component: neuron projection; synapse; membrane. The transcript has 6 exons.